UCCAGAACCAAGACAGACAGAGAAUGAGAAAUACCAAGAGAAAGAUGCAGAAAUUAAAAUGUCAGGGGAAAGAAGAAAUGCCAGCUUCCUUCUGGAUCUCUUUGUGCCCACAUCCCCACCCCAAGGAGUGAUGUCUCCCAGUUCUUCCUGAUUCUCAAGGAAAGGGACCAGGAGCAGCUGGCUUGCCUUGUGAACAAUGACUUGGGAUCUUUCUGUCCUGUCUCCUGCAGUGGGUACCAACAAAGAGUUCUGCUGCCUCGUCUAUACUUCCCGGCAGAUUCCACAAAAGUUUAUAGUUGACUAUUCUGAAACCAGCCCCCAGUGCACCAAACCAGGUGUCAUCCUCCUCACCAAGAGAAGAUGGCAGAUCUGUGCUGACCCCAAUAAAAAGUGGGUCCAGAAAUACAUCAGUGACCUGAAGCUGAUUGCCUGA
Molecule: messenger RNA, 433 nt
Organism: Rhinopithecus roxellana (golden snub-nosed monkey)
Lineage: Eukaryota; Metazoa; Chordata; Mammalia; Primates; Cercopithecidae
Product: C-C motif chemokine 18-like
Exons: 2
Coding region: 197-433 (78 amino acids)
Biological process (GO): cellular response to tumor necrosis factor; chemokine-mediated signaling pathway; positive regulation of ERK1 and ERK2 cascade
Cellular component (GO): extracellular region
Molecular function (GO): CCR chemokine receptor binding; chemokine activity
Source: RefSeq, a predicted model, not a curated record